ACGCUGACUUCAAGGCAUGUCGGAUUCUUUUCACAGUCAAUAAUCAUACCAGAAGGCUUAUUUUCAGAUGGAAGCCAUCUCAGGUUCGACCCAUGACGUCAGUAACAGACCAAUGACAUCCCGUAGUGUUCGUAUAAUGGUUGUAAAACGCUGGCAACCAUCUCAAUGAACUACUACAGAAGACGGCUGCAUGCUUCGGGGUUAUUUUAUGGACUUCGACCCUUUAUCUUGGUUGACCUUUAAUGUUAAGUUGCUGAUAAACCUUUAAAUCUCUUAAUUAAAUCUUUAAAAUGAAAACAAAGCAGUCAGCUCACAACAUCAAUUAAGUAAUUUCUAGCUCAUUAUCAACGCACUCACAUGGGCGGGUGAACUGGGUUCCUUACAAACUCCGUGUAAAAGCAGGUCAAAUUGAUUGCAUGGUAUACAUAGAGGAAUUUCGUGUUGCAUCUUUCCAGCUCCGUUUGAAAUGUAAUAACGCGUUGAGCUGGUCAUUUUUUUUUUCAGUACCAGCUGAUACCAUACCAGGAGAGAAAGAAGAUGGCGGCAAACUGUUUCCAAAGUGGCUGAUUGCUGUUAUUGCCGGCGUUGCUGGUGUGUUUGUCCUUGCCAUUCUUGUUCUCUGCCUUUGUUGCCUGAAGCUUCGUCGUAAGAAGGCUAAUGGAGCUGACAAAGCUAACAAGCAUCCCACCUCAAGCUAUGUAGUGGGUGGGCCAGAUGUGGCCCCUGCCACAGAGGGGCUUAGGUAUGGAAGAGAAUCUAUUGAAGAUGAUCCAUUCAUUGUAGCUGCCUCCAUACAGUCCUUGAACUCUAUUGAUAGAAAAAAAGAAAAACAAGCUCCCUGUGUCAACUACGGAUACUUGUCUGAAGAUCAACCUGAAAUGCUACUCAACCCAGGCUCCCGUUUGUCGAAAAAUGGCCUUAUUGCGCAUGCCGGUACUGGAGAAAAUGUGAACUCCGCAUACCCUGCAAGUGGACCACAGAGAGAUUUUAAAACCUUCGGAGCUUCAUAUGAAAUUGUUGGAACAGCAAAGCAUAAUCCUAUUGACAAUCCACUUUAUACAACGGCGGACCAACGGAAACCCGUCCCCAAGUCAGGCGCGUCAUCUUCGAGUUCCAAAACCAACAGCCCUGUGAAAGAACCCCUUGACUCAACUGUGCCUUAUGCUACUCCACAGAAGAAAAAUAAGCCCAAGAAAUCUCGCAAAGACCCCCAGGAGAUAACGACGUCUGAGCCUCCUCCAAAGUACACUCUCGAGGACAGGUCUCCUGAAGAGCCCAUGCCAGGAGAUUUAGAUCUAGAUGAUCCACGUAGCCUGCCACCUACUGAGAGACCUCCACACCUACCCCCUCCUGUGGCCAUGACGCUAAACAAGCGAACAAAACCCAGUAAUUACCACGGCGAUUCACAUGACAGACCUACUGAAGGUCCUCGAUUUUUUUACAUACCAGACAACAGAGAUCGACGUGGUUCAGACCGCGCUAAGAUACCUUCUCCCAGCACAGGCGGGAAAGAACAGGUACAAACUGAGUUUGGUACAUACAGUUCGUAGGACAUUCAAUGUCAAUUUAUCCCGUCUCGCAGUCCUUCCUCCUAACGUUGGAUGGGAGGCAUCACGGGAUGAACCCUAAGAAUAUCGUUAAAGAUGCGGUUGCUAUUUCGCGUCUUUUGAUUGUUGGUUCUUCUCCAUGUUUAGUUUACAAUUUUGGAAAGCUCUUAAGUAAUAGUAGAAGUCUAAUACAUGUUCUAUGACUACUCGUGCCUUCAGAUUUGCAAAUGGGCUAUUUUUAGGUCAAACUAUUAAGUGAGAAGAACAUCAGCUAGACUGUGCGUACUCGCAGAAAUGAUAUGCAACUCACAUUCUGGCUGGACUAAUGUUACUCUGUCUCAGUUGUAAAGUCUACAAAGAAACGGCAGCAACAACAGGGAAAUUCAUAUGUAGGGCUCUAAAACGAGGGCAAAUAAACAAAUAGAAUUUUGUUAUGACCCAAGCAAAUUUGACUGACAGUGAUUUCGAUAUUUGCGGCAAAAAUAAGUACGUCUCUUAAGGUGACGGUCUCCUUCCUGAUUGUCCCUCCUCUCUAAAUUCCAUAUUAUCAGGUGUAAAUGACACCAAAUAUGCUGGUAAAUCAGAUGAAAAGGUUUUACAGAUCAAAGAAGAACAGGCUCUUUGGGAAAAAGAACAGGAUGAAAGGAGAUGAAAGUGGAUUACAGUUCAUCAAAUUUGAUUUGAUCACUCAUUAUUCUUUCUCCAAGAAAAACCGGAUGGGGGUGUGCCAGCCGCUUCCCAAAACCCUCACCCUAUUUAAGACCAAACUCUACGAAUUUUCCCAUCCUAUUUAUGACCUGACCAAAAAUUCGAUACCAUAUUUAAGACCUGACCCAUAAAUCAGCAGCCUGUUUCACACCCGCCUUAUUUAGUUCUCUAGUUUAAGGUGGCCGAACACAGUUUUCGCGC
Orbicella faveolata is the source of this 2456-nucleotide messenger RNA. Its product is annotated as hemicentin-1-like. Lineage: Eukaryota; Metazoa; Cnidaria; Anthozoa; Scleractinia; Merulinidae. Gene Ontology annotation, cellular component: cell-cell junction; plasma membrane. Gene Ontology annotation, biological process: cell-cell adhesion. Gene Ontology annotation, molecular function: cell adhesion molecule binding. The record is from RefSeq and is a predicted model, not a curated record.